This is a messenger RNA of Bactrocera dorsalis (oriental fruit fly), 4593 nucleotides long. Its product is annotated as inactive dipeptidyl peptidase 10. The transcript has 12 exons. The coding region runs from base 794 to 3724 and encodes 976 amino acids. Gene Ontology annotation, molecular function: dipeptidyl-peptidase activity; serine-type peptidase activity. Lineage: Eukaryota; Metazoa; Arthropoda; Insecta; Diptera; Tephritidae. The record is from RefSeq and is a predicted model, not a curated record. Gene Ontology annotation, biological process: proteolysis.
CUAGAGACUGAGCGUAAGCGUGCAGAAAAUAGCGUUUUUAUUUAUUAAAGCCAUUUAUCUGCAUAAAUAAAUGCAAACUGGCAACACUAAUACAAAUUAACGGCAGAAAAAAGUGUACAAGCAAACAACACAAACAAACGCACUUUGCGCGCACACACACGUAAUAGACGGCCAAGAAAGCACAAGUUAAAUGAAAGGUGCAAAAAUAAAUACGCCUGAAGGUGCAACAACAACAAUAACAAGAAAAGCAGCGACGUCAGCAGUCAGUGUGCUUAAGCGGCGCCAACAACAACAACUGGAGAGUACUCAGCGUUAAACCUUAAUUGCCUUGGCUCGCUUGGCGACGCAGCGCAUGUGUGCGGUACAUACAUAUGCGGGAAAAUACAAAUACACAAACAAACACACACACACACAGGCGCAGCCGUGCUUGGCUUGCUGUGAGUUCAUCGGACAGCCCGGCUUGGCAGCUGUGUUGUGGCGCAAGGCAAGUUUCUUGCAAGCAGCAAAGUUUAAAGACAUUCUGUUGAUUAAGCGGAAAGUUUAAAAACCAACAACAACAAAAAAAACACACAGUGAAAUACUUGCAAAGUAUGUGUGUAAUGUAGACGGCGACAUGUGGCUCUCGCUGUAUCGUUGUGCGUGUAAGUUAGGUCGUCGUAAAACUGCUAGUUGUUUGGGUCACUGAGCGCCAACACCAACAACAACAAUAGUAAAAACAACACACGUAUAGGUGACAAAUUUAGCAACAGCAUUUCAACUUUAACCUCGACAAAGUCAAAAGAGCGCCAGCAAAAUGAAUGCAGCACAGAGUGGCGGCCACACGAGUGGCUCGAUGGGCAAGAAGGGCUCGCAAAUGGAGGAGUUGGUUGCCAUCUCGCCGGAACGACGUAAUUGGCGUGGCAUAUUUAUAGCGUUGCUGGUAAUAGCAGCAGUCUUCAGUCUCAUAAUUUUCUCCAUUUUCCUGCUGUCGCCAGAGGAUGAAGGGUUGCGCAUACGCGGCCGUCACAUGGUGCUGCCAGACAUUUUAGGCAAAAGUUUGCAGUGGAAGCCCUUCAACGGCACUUGGAGCAGUGACAUUGAACUGAUUUACCGUGACCCCACGGGCGGCUUAUCGAUAUUAAAUCUAGACAAUUACACAACGCGGGUCCUAAUGACCAACUCAACAUUCCGCCAGCUGAAUGCUGAAUCGUUUCUCGUAUCGCCCGAUCAGAAGUAUGUGCUGCUGCAGUCCGACAGCAAUGCGGAAGGCUCCAGACAUCACGUUUACGAGGUGCAGACAGCGAACACCUUUCCGCUGGGCCCCACGGAGAACAUAGCGGAGCCGCCGCGCCUGCAAUAUGUCACAUGGGCGCCCAACGUGCCGCCCGCGCCAGCCACAACCACAACAAGCACCACCACGACCACCACUACAACAACCAGCACAACCACAACAACGCGCGCACCAACCAACACAACAACAAAUGCGGCACGUACAGCGAACGGCGCUGCGGCAGCCGCAGCCGUGAAUGCCUCAAGUGGUGGCAGCAUCUUGCUGAGCAGCUUGGCGGGCGCAGCGACCGGUGGCGGUGUGGGCAAGCCGCCGCCAAGUAAUUUUCAAUAUCCGAAUGGCGGCGCAGUGAAAGCCUUUCCACAAAAUCAGGCAAUCGCCUUUGUGUACGAGAAUGACAUCUACUACAAGCCGAAGGUUCAAGGCGAGCUGGUGUGCCGCAUUACAACAACAGGUCGCGCUGGCGUCGUCUACAAUGGCAUACCGGAUUGGACGUAUGAGAACGUGCCGGAGCUGAAUGGGCGCAGCAGCGGUCUCGCCUUCUCACCGGAUGGUCUAUUUUUAGCCUUUCUCACAUUCAAUGACAGCGAUGUGAAUGAAUACAAGUACACCUGGAUGGGCGACGAUAUCAAGUACCCGGCUGUGCUAACACAACGCUACCCCAAAGCAGGCGAAGCCAACCCAAAUGUCACCGUGAAUGUGGUGAAUCUCUCCGUCCUCAAAUACAUCUUCCCCACACAAAUCAAACUUCCAGCCGAUCUCUCGAAUGGCAGUUACAUUGGCGCACUCACCUGGGCCACACCCAUUGACCUCUCCGUAACGAUCACCAAUCGUGGUCAAACGAAAGCUACAACGGUUGUUUGUCGCGCACCAGACUUCCAUUGCCAUCCCGUGCACACAGAAGUUACGGUUAACGAUGGCUGGGUGCUACCAGCUGAGCGGCCCAUAUUUUCCGCACGCAAUAGCGCAAAUCUCAAACGCAACCAACAACAAUUGCUCGCCAAUGGACUGAAUGGCAAUAAUAGCUAUCACAAUGUGAGCAACGGUCAGACCACUUAUGAGAUUUCGCAUGGCGGUUACCUGCUCAAACGUCUUCCGGUACGCGAUGGUGAACACGGACACUUUCGACAUGUGGUCUUCAUCUCUUCGCUGGAUCGCCGACCAGUGCCGCUUACAAUGGGACGCUUUGAAGUCACCGAACUUUUGGGUUGGGACGAACCGCAUGAGAUUGUCUACUUUAUGGCGGCGCCAGAAAAGCGUCCAGGUGAACGACAUCUCUACAAAAUCAGCCUCAAGUUGAAUGAGACGCAAAGCAAUCGCGCGUAUAUUACUUCAACACAGCCGACAUGCUUGACCUGCGACAACACGAUAUCCACUUUCCGACUGACUGCGCAGGGUAUACGCGUAGAGGACGCUGAAAAUCGUAGCGACGAUGAGACCGAAUGUUACUAUGAUAUACCGAAGAACUGUCUUUACAAUAAAAUCUACUUCAGCAAAGAUUACUCGCACUAUGUGCAAGAGUGCCUGGGUCCAGAAUCGCCCAGUGUCUAUAUGGUGGAGACACAGAGCAACAUGAAGACGUAUAUACUCAAUGCGGGUCACAGUCUGCGCCACCGCCUGCAGCAGCUCGCUUUGCCACAAAUACGUACGUUCAGCGUAGAGAUACGGCACGGUUUCCACGCGCAAGUGCGUCUCUUCCUACCGCCGGGAAUGCGCGAGGACGAAGAGGUCGCCUUUCCGCUCAUACUGCACAUCAACGCGGCACCCGGUUCACAGCUGGUCACCGAAAAGUAUCAAGUGGAUUGGAACUGGUAUUUGAGCAGUCAACGCUCCAUGAUUGUGGCGCAAAUUGAUGGACGCGGCAGCGGCUUCCAGGGCGAACUGUUGCGCACACAAGUGCACGGCAAGCUCGGCACCGUCGAAGUGGAGGAUCAACUGGGCGUAUUAACCUACCUGCGCGAUAAUUUGAAAUUCAUUGAUCCGUCACGUAUUUGCGCCUACGGCUGGGGUUACGGCGGCUACGCGGCCACCAUGACGCUCAUCGAUGACUCGCACCAGGUGCUGCAAUGCGCUGUGGCCGUCAACCCGAUUGUCUCCUUUGGCUAUCACUACUCAUUUUUCACCGAACGUUAUAUACCGCUGAAGGGCGAUUACUUGCGCGCUCUGCAGGAGGCCGAUUUGACCAUGAAGGCUGGCAAUAUUAAGGGUCGCAAUUUGAUGUUGAUACACGGCACGGCGGACAGAUUGGUGCAUCAGGAGCACACGUUGAUGUUGGUGCGUGCGCUGGUGGAUCAGCAAGUCAAGUUCAGACAUCAGGUCUACCCCGAUGAGGAUCAUGCGAUGACGAAAUCACUCAAUCACGUCUAUAAAACAAUGGAAUGGUACUUUGAUGAGUGCUUCGGACCCAAUGACGACAGCGAAUGGGAUCCGACGGGACUGUUUGUGUUCAAACAAUAAUUAAUCAUUCACAGUGGUGAAGAGGUCUAUUUGUAGAAGCAAGUACUAAGUAGUUGCAUAAAUUAGUGUGAUUAGAGAUUCUAUAGGAAGCACGAAAAAAACAACAAUUUAAGCGAUUAAAGAGAACAAGGCGUUGCAACAACAAUAUGCAUAUGCAUGUAGUGAUGAGUGUUAAGGGAGUACGCUGGGCAUGUUGGAGCAUAUAUGUACUCAUGUGUCAUAGGUGAUCAAAGCGGAGAGAGUUUGAGUACUCGUUCCCCGGACUAUAGAUUUUGUGCGAAGCGUCAGCGCGUUGGCGCGUUCUUAACUAGGAAAAUUCAAGUUUUUUGCAUUUUUGAAAAAAAAAAUAAAAUUAUAAAUUAGUUUUUAUAUUUGCAGGCUAAGCAAAAACAUUAAGCUAAAUAACAAAGUUGAUUAGAAACCAAGCUUAAGUUAUAUAACACUAAGUGUAAGUGGGUAUGUGCGAGAAAAAAUUAUGAAAAAUUAAACAAAACAUAAUUAUUUGAAAAAAUAAUACAUUUUUAAAAAAUGAAAGCUAACUAAAAGCUAACGAGUAGUGAAGGCAAGCAACGUGAUUAAUUUGUGCGACUGAUUAUUGAAAUAUGCGUAAACACAUUUAAUGAGCAUAAAUAAACAUUUUAAUUAACAAAAUUUAAAUUCAAAAUAAAUUAAAAGAAAAAUAAUAAAAAAUAAAAUUAAAAAAAUAACAGAAAAUAAAAAAAAAAUUAACGAAAAAUAAUAAAAAAUAAAAAUUCAUGAUAUUAAAUUAUGAUAAUGAAAGAAAGAAAACAAAAAAAUAAUUAAUUAAACUAAGUGAUUGCAUUGAGUUAACGGUUUAUCAUAUUUAACGUAAAUUAUAUAUAAAUUUA